CAAUUCCACCUGUCGUUACUUAAACCCAACCCCGCCCAGCUCUCUCUCUUUCUUCACCUGCAACCAGAGCGCACCUCUCCCAUGGCUCUCACCCCAUGGCCCCACCUCUUCCACUUCCCUCUUCACUCUUCCUCCUCCUCCUCUCACCUCUUCUUCUACUCCCACUCCCCGUCUUCUCCGCCGCCGAUUGCGCUCCGAAUCACCUACGUGUUCUCUCCGGCGAAGCUCUCGUCGUCCAGAGCCAGGUGCCUCAAGUCGGCGACCGGGCAGGACAGCUUCUGCGAGCCGGAAACCGUCUCGGACGACGAAGCUGGAGAUCGCCGUGGCGUGAAGACCGCGGCCACGCCGAACGGCGGAUCGGUGAGCGUUACGACGUCGUUUGGCGGUGACACUCUGUCGCUUGGAAUUCGCGAGCCGGUUUACGAGGUGGAAGAAGUGAAAGCUAAUGGGACGAUAUCGAUAAGGAAAAUCAACAGACGUCAGCUGCUGAAGUCAAGUGGUCUUCGUCCACGUGAUAUUCGGAGUGUUGAUCCUUCAUUGUUUCUGACAAAUUCGAUGCCUUCUUUGCUGGUCCGUGAGCAUGCUAUUCUGUUGAAUUUGGGCACAUUACGUGCAAUUGCAAUGCAAGAGCGUGUCCUUAUAUUUGACUAUAACCGCAAAGGAGGAAAAGCUUUCAUCAAAGCACUACUGCCUCGACUCAACCCCAAAAAUACUAACGGAGGACCAUCUAUGCCAUUUGAACUUGAGGUUGUUGAAGCAGCAUUGCUCUCAAGAAUACAGCGCUUGGAACGAAGAUUAAUGGAUUUAGAACCUCGUGUUCAAAAUAUUCUAGCUGUUUUACCCAACAAGUUGACUGCUGACAUACUGGAGCAACUUCGUAUAAGCAAGCAAACCUUGGUUGAAUUGGGUUCAAGGGCAGGUGCUCUUAGACAAAUGUUGUUUGAUCUGUUGGAGGACCCUGAAGAAAUACGCCGUAUAUGUAUUAUGGGACGAAACCGCACGCUUAAGAGGGGAAAUGAUGAUGUUGAGUGCUCUGCUCCUUCAGAUAAGCAGAUUGCUGAGGAAGAAGAGGAAGAAAUUGAGAUGCUCUUGGAAAAUUAUCUUCAAAGAUGUGAAUCUUGCCAUGGCCAGGCUGAAAGGCUUCUUGAUUCUGCUAAAGAAAUGGAGGAUUCUAUAGCUGUUAACUUGAGUUCUCGGAGGCUUGAGGUUAGCAGAGUGGAAUUGCUCCUUCAGGUUGGGACCUUUUGUCUGGCAAUGGGUGCUCUGGUUACAGGUAUAUUCGGCAUGAACUUGAAGUCCUAUCUUGAGGAACAUGUGUUCGCAUUUUGGCUUACAACAGCUGGGAUAAUUGUUGGUGCUGUUGUGGGAUUUUAUCUGAUGUAUUCAUAUCUCAGGAUGCGAAAAAUUUUGUAACUAGAAAAUGAUUCAAAAACAGGUAAAUUCUGAGGUCAAGUACAUUCAUCUGCCAAUGACAUUGGGAUGGUACCAAGUUCUUUGUGCAGUAUAAUUCGUAAGAACUUGUACUCAAUUUCUAUAACAAGAUUGCAGCACGGUGGCCUGUCAAGUGUCAACACAAGAAAAUUAUUUAGACUUUGGCUAAUAUGCGUACAUACCUAUACGCGAUAAGCAGUCCUCUUCUACUGUCUUCAUAACAAGUCCUUGUGGGUACAGCACUUUGGCCACGAUGAAAGCUCGAGUGUAUUCUUGAUAGCAGCUCAGGAAGUGAACGAAUUUCAUUCUUAAUGUAAUAAUUUUCUCUGUAGUAGAGGCCUUCACUAGGCCAAACAUUAGAGCUUUGGUCCUGGUGCUAGAUAUAGCAAUUUAAGAAACUUGGCCAUUGGAAUGUGGAGACACGGCUACUUUUUUUUUGGGUUCCAUACUAUAAUCCUGUUUGGAAGAGAACCUUCAGUUUGUUUCUUUACUUUUGUUUGCAG
Argentina anserina (silverweed cinquefoil) is the source of this 1934-nucleotide messenger RNA. RefSeq names its product magnesium transporter MRS2-11, chloroplastic. Gene Ontology annotation, biological process: magnesium ion transport; transmembrane transport. Lineage: Eukaryota; Viridiplantae; Streptophyta; Magnoliopsida; Rosales; Rosaceae. Bases 82 to 1413 code for a protein of 443 amino acids. The transcript has 14 exons. Gene Ontology annotation, molecular function: magnesium ion transmembrane transporter activity. The record is from RefSeq and is a predicted model, not a curated record. Gene Ontology annotation, cellular component: membrane; chloroplast envelope.